AUGCAGCUACCGGGGUUUGAGGGCCCGGUGACUCUAGACACGUACAAGAAGCGGUUUGAGCUGCUGUUACACGUGGAAGAGCUUCAAAUGGAGGCUGACAUUCGUUACUAUGACAUGCGGGGAGUCACUGUGCUGCCUUCUAGGGAGUUUUACCAGCUGACGGUGCCUGGGCUGGCUGAGAAACGCCCGUCUGUUCUGUUUGGCGAUCGGGUGUAUCUGACCUUUGCGAAUGAGGAGGGAGCAGGGCGGAGGCGGAUUGAGUACCAGGGCUUCGUGCACAGGGUGGAGAGGGAGAGCGCCAUGCUGCGCUCCCACCCCGACUUCCAACGGCGCUUCAUCCCCGGCCAGCUCUUCAACGUGCGCUUCGAGGUGCCCCGCGGACCAGUCAGAGCGUGCCACCUGGCGCUGGGGCUUGCGAACCGGCACCUGGGGCAGCACGUGCUCAUGCCGUCGGAGAUUCCUCAGAGGCUCUUCAGCAUUGAAAUCCCCGCCAUCCGCCCCUUUGAUCGCCAACUGAACGUGGAGCAACGAGAAGCAGUGGCACAGCUGCUGGUGCGCUCUCGCCUGCAGCUCAGCGCACGGCCCGAGCCCUACCUCCCGCCCUACAUUGUGUUCGGCCCGCCUGGCACCGGCAAGACGAAGACAGUCGUUGAAGCUAUCCUACAGGUGGUGAAGGGGAUGCCCUCUGCACGUGUGCUCGUGUGUGCGCCAUCCAACAGCGCCACUGACAACAUAGCCCUCCGUCUCAGAGGCAAUCUGCAGGUGCGUGAGAUGCUACGCCUCUACUCUGUGAGUCGCGGGCGGGGCGAGGUAGAAACGGACCUGCUGCCAUUCACUCGCUACGACGACGCCACGGGAACCUUCCGCCUGCCUUCUCUCUCCGAAAUCCACACCGCUCGGGUCGUGGCUGUCACGUGCUGCUCCGCUGCUCUGCUCUACCGCAUGGGCGUCCCCAGAGGCACUUUCACCCACAUUUUCAUUGAGCAUCAAGUGAAGUGGUAA
Molecule: messenger RNA, 1002 nt
Organism: Closterium sp. Naga37s-1
Lineage: Eukaryota; Viridiplantae; Streptophyta; Zygnematophyceae; Desmidiales; Closteriaceae
Source: the annotation of a GenBank genome assembly